This is a messenger RNA of Drosophila guanche, 1180 nucleotides long. RefSeq lists its product as uncharacterized. NCBI's taxonomy places the organism in Eukaryota, Metazoa, Arthropoda, Insecta, Diptera, Drosophilidae. Gene Ontology annotation, cellular component: membrane; cytosol. The coding region runs from base 146 to 1111 and encodes 321 amino acids. The transcript has 6 exons. The record is from RefSeq and is a predicted model, not a curated record.
GGACAACGACAGAUCCCGCAGUACUCGAUGACGCCCACGCACAGCGGCCAGAACAAAUGUGAUACGAUUAAUCUUCAUAAGGGGAGUGAAAUCAAAGACGAGAGGCGAUGUGAUUUCGAUGUGGCCGGGACCCAGUUUGGCAUAGAUGAAUCCUGUCCUUACAGCUGACAACAUGUUGCUUGCUGCGCUGAAGCUCGGCCUGGUUUUGGCUGCAAUUAGUGGGUGUUGCAUGCAACCAGCUACGUUUCCGCAGAGCGACACGGAUCGGGAGCAGGAGCUGCCGCAGCGCAUCUACGGGCUGCUCGACAAAAUGUCCUGCGGCCGGAAGCUUAAUGCGAGCGCCACAUUCGCCCUGCUCCUGGCCGAAUUCCUGAUAAAACAGAAACUGCGCUACGUAGCGCCCACUCGCUUCGAGAGGCAGCUCUACUAUCAUCUGCUGCACAGGAUGGAGCACAUCAAGAGCCGCUCGGUGGAGGCAGCGGCAACGGGCAUCGAAAGACAAAUUCUGGAGAGUGCCUUCAAGAGAAACGUCCUGCUGCUGCCUCCAUCGGUGCGGUAUGGCCAACUGAAUGCCAAUGGAGAGUACGAGCAGCUGGCGGCCAUAUAUGGAAAUGUGGUCAACGAGGGUCAACCCAAUAGAACGCAAUCAGAUCUCUGCAUGAGGGAGAUUGCGGAGCUCGACUUGAGCGACUGUAAGCUAGCUUCCCACGAGUGCCUGGAGCUGCUGACCAGCGAUGCACCCACCUAUGGCUACCAGAGGACUCAUCAGGUACUGCUGCUGUACAUGCUGCAGCAUCACGUGUGUGCCCCCCAUUUGAGCCCUCCGCAGGUGUACGAGCUGCUUGCCAAGAGCCAUUGCAAUGAGGUGGAACGCGAGCAGAACGCCAUAAGGAGCCUGGGGCUGCCCGAGCAGUAUCGAGAUUUAUAUUUGGAGCAAGCAACAAUUUGCGGCCUCUUUGGCUACAAUGAGUUUUUGAACUGGCGCAAUGUGAUGGAAAUUGGCAGCUGGUUCGAGGAUGAGGCUCAUGACGUUGACAAGUCCCACGAUAGUCAGCAUAUAAACGAUCUGGCCUUGGUAUUCUAUAUAAAUGCAAUGUUGCUGUUGCACUAAGCACACCAGCAGCUGCAACCAACGAACCAAACCUUAAACCUCAACCCCCCUGCUGCUUGCUGAUUGCUU